AUAAAAGAAUCGAGAAAUAAAACCGAAGGUAUCUAUCGAAGCUAUGAUCGUGGAAGAUGAAAAGAGUGUACAAGUUACACGCUACACUGAUCAAAACUGGACAACACGACAACCCACACUCUCUCCGCUCCUUCUUCCUUAGCUGCGUACAGUCAUCAUGUUCCCUCGACACUGCACGCUAUGCCGCCUCCGUCUUACUCCGUUUCCCCAUACCACCCGACCCAUUCUUAUACAACACCGUCAUCAGACACGUGGCACCCCACUCUCCCACCCUCGCCCUUUCCAUAUUUUCCCAUAUGCACCGUAACGCCGUCCCCUUCGACCACUUCACCUUCCCACUUAUCCUCAAACACCACAACCAUCACCACCACCUUCAUUCCCUCGUUUUCAAACUCGGUUUCGACUCCAACAUCUUCGUUCAGAACGCGCUUCUCAACGCUUAUGGUUCUCGUGGCUCCAUCAACUUUGCAGUCAAACUGUUCGACGAAAUGCUUUACAGAGACUUAGUUUCUUGGUCCACGUUAAUCGCUUGUUUUGUCAACAACAACCUCCAUUUCGAAGCGCUUUCUCUUUUCCAACAAAUGCAGUUACGUGACCCUGACAUUGGAAAUUCAUCUGAUGGGGUUAUCAUGUUGAGUGUGAUAUCUGCGGUUUCGUGUUUAGGUGUGCUUGAAUUGGCUAUCUGGGUUCAUUCUUUCAUUGUUAGGAUAGGGCUACCACUUACUGUUCCAUUGGGUAGUUCUCUUAUUAACAUGUAUUCGAGGUGUGGUUCUAUUGAUCGUUCUGUCAUGGUAUUUGAUGAAAUGCCUCACAGAAAUGUAGUUACUUGGACUGCUUUGAUUAACGGGCUUGCUGUGCAUGGAUGUAGUAGGGAAGGUUUGGAAGCUUUUUAUGAUAUGACGGAGUCUGGUUUGAAGCCUGAUCGGGCUGCAUUUAUAGCUGCUUUGGUGGCUUGUAGUCAUGGUGGUCUUGUGGAGGAUGGUUGGCGGGUUUUUAGGAGUAUGAGGGAUGAGUUUGGAAUUGAACCUAUGCUUGAGCAUUAUGGUUGUAUGGUUGACCUUCUUGGUCGUGCUGGGCUUCUUGUUGAAGCUUUUGAGUUUGUGGAGGAAAUGCCUUUGAAGCCAAAUUCUGUUAUUUGGAGGACUUUGCUUGGGGCGUGUGUGAAUCACAAUCAUCUUGUGUUGGCUGAAAAGGCUAGAAAAAUGGUCAAUGAGCUUGACCCACAUCAUCAUGGCGAUUAUGUGCUUUUAUCGAACGCUUAUGGUGGAGUUGGCGACUGGGGUGGUAAGGCUGGCUUGAGAAAUUCUAUGAGGAAGAAUAGAAUUGUCAAGGAGCCUGGCCUCAGUUUUAUCCAUAUUGAUCAAGGGGUCCAUGAAUUUGUCUCUGGUGAUCAUUCUCAUCCACAAUGGGAGGAGAUUACAAAAUUUUUAGUUUCAGUUAUAGAUACAGUAAAACUAGGAGGUUACACCCCUAAUACUUCCUCCGUGUUACAUGAUAUUCAAGAGGAAGAGAAAGAGCAUUGUGUGGGUUAUCAUAGUGAGAAAUUGGCAGUGUCUUAUAUGCUUCUUUAUCAUAGGGAUAGAAGGACCAUUAGGGUCUUUAAAAAUCUUAGGAUUUGUUAUGACUGUCAUGAUUUCAUGAAGCAUGUUUCGGGCAUCUUUGACAGAGAUAUUAUUAUUAGAGAUCGAAAUCGGUUCCAUCACUUUAGCGAGGGAUCAUGUUCUUGCCGAGAUUUUUGGUAAAACGUGCUAGUUCAAGUAUAAAAAUCUAUGUCAACAUUCAUUUGUCAGCAUCCAUAAAGGUCCCUCUGCCGAGAGUGCAGUUCUAGGGACAUACCAGUAUCACAUCAUCAAUUAGUUUCAAGUAACUGGUGGCUCCACAAUGGGAUUGGAAAUUUGGAAAUCACUGGUUCUUCUAACAAUGGCAGUGAGGAAGGUAUCACUUUUGUGUUAUCCUUUCUAGCAAGCAACCACUUUUGCAUUAUCACUUUUGAAUUUGAUCUCAAGAUUAGUUAGGUCUGCUAUAUGCAGUAUGGUCUUCGCUGAUGAUUCAUGUUUCACACAGAAAUCCUCGUUGAGGAAAAUUGGUUUGGGUAAGGCAAACCAUGGUUUGCAUUAUAUUUGGGAGGCAAACAUGCCAUAUAUUUGGGAGGUAAAUAGGGGGAAAAGAAAUAAAAUGGGAAACACAAUACUUAUACUUAAUGUUUGACAUUUAUACCCUUUUGGCUUGGCUCAUUGCAGGACUAAAAAUAAAACUGUCUUCAAUUUUCCUUUCAUAAGACUUGAGAAAAAAAUGAAAAUGGUAUGCUUGCUAGUUGUUUCUUUGCCACUAUGGAGCAUGCUUUUGAUGUCUAUCUCCUCAGGUGAUACACCAAGGGAGCCAUUAUUUUCUGCAAUGUUUGUGUUUGGAGAUUCAUUAGUGGACAAUGGAAAUAACAACAAACUCCAUUCUUUAGCAAAAGCUAACUACGUGCCUUAUGGCAUUGAUUUUCCAGGGGAUCAUCCAAGUCCAACUGGCAGAUUUUGUUACGGCAAAACCUUCGGAGAUUUUCUCGAUACCAUAGAACAAAGUAUCGACAUUUCCAGGGGGAGUAAACUAUGUUUCAGCCAGUUCUGGGAUACGUGAAGUGACAGGGCGAAAUCUGUUAAUCUCUAUGCUAAUGUUUGUGUUUACUGGAACAGUUUUUAUAUAUUGUGUUCGUUUUCUUGAAAAUGUUAUGUGGCCACAGGGAGAACACAUUAGCUUUACCCAGCAGGUGAGUAAUUUUGAAAAAACACUUAGUCAGACGAAGAGCCUAAUGGAGGAUGAGAAUUUGAGUCAGUACUUGGCAAACUCAUUCACAACAGUGAUCCAUGGCAGUAAUGAUUACAUAAACAACUAUCUCAUGCCUGAAUUUUAUGGUACUAGCUUCAUGUACAGCCCAAAUAACUAUGCUGAUAUCCUCAUAGAGCAUUACAAAGAGAAUAUUUUGGUAAA
This is a messenger RNA of Cicer arietinum (chickpea), 2976 nucleotides long. NCBI's taxonomy places the organism in Eukaryota, Viridiplantae, Streptophyta, Magnoliopsida, Fabales, Fabaceae. The record is from RefSeq and is a predicted model, not a curated record.